Molecule: messenger RNA, 6283 nt
Organism: Mauremys reevesii (Reeves's turtle)
Lineage: Eukaryota; Metazoa; Chordata; Testudines; Geoemydidae
Gene: CASZ1
Product: castor zinc finger 1
Exons: 21
Coding region: 351-6227 (1958 amino acids)
Biological process (GO): positive regulation of transcription by RNA polymerase II; regulation of neuron differentiation
Cellular component (GO): nucleus
Molecular function (GO): DNA-binding transcription factor activity, RNA polymerase II-specific; RNA polymerase II transcription regulatory region sequence-specific DNA binding
Source: RefSeq, a predicted model, not a curated record
GAGAGGAGGAAAAAAAAAAUCCGGGAUCAGGGCAAGUUUGAUGGCGCAUGCGCGCUGCAGACUCCAUCCCAAACACACACAUUUCCCUUGACUUGGAAAGUCACCCAAAGCCGCCCCAAGUGCAGGGCAAAGAGACUUCACCAAGUGAAGGGAACUCAUCAGACUCGCACUGCGUCCAUCAAGGACCUCCGGGGAAAAAGCUCCUGAUUCCCAUCCCGGCUGUGUAGGUUGGAAUGGACUUCGAGCCCAGUGACUUGUGGAUGCAAGGAUGAAGUGACUUUACGGCUACAAAAAAGGCGAGAAACCAGGCCUUGAAAUCUCCGAAAGGUAGGAGAGACAUCCAGGCUGCAAUGGCUGAAAGAAGUAUAUGCACUGACGCAACCUCAGGAAAAUCCAAGAUGGCUGCCAAGCGCAAAGGCGGCCUGAAGCUAAAUGCGAUCUGUGCCAAGCUCAGCCGCCAGGUGGUCUUCGAUCAUGGGGGAUCUGAACAGGUGCGGUUGGACAAGGGUCCCCAGCGGGAAAGCGGCAACAAAGAACCGCCCCAGCCUGAGACCAAGGAGCUGGGGGCCAAGGUUUCUGAUGGACUUAACCGUGUUCAGAAGAUAGAGGAGGACAAGCGGAGGGAGGUGAUUGAGAAGUGGGUGAACGGGGAGUACAAUGACGAGACCCUGCUGGGCCGAGCAGAGGGCAAGGAAUGUAAGGCCACCGAGAGCGUGGAGGUGCCCCCCGAAGGGGUUUACAUGGUACAGCCCAAGGGCUGCAGCGAUGAAGAAGAUAAUGGGGACGAGGCAGACGGCAGCUUCCCGGACGACAGGGAUUCGGAUGGGCCUGCCUCCAAGGAUGAAAGUUACCGACCUUCCAGCAGCCAGACGGGCUCCAAGCUGUCUGGAGGAGCUGCCUCAGGGGAAGCUUCAUCCCUGCGCGAUUACGCCGCCACCACCAUGAACGAGUUCCUGGGCAUGUUUGGCUACAACGACCAGAACAUGCGGGAUGAGCUGACCCGCAAGAUCAGCUUCGACAAGCUCAACGCUGCUACCUCAGAGGCCUCCUCUGCCACUGCCUCCCUCCCUGGCGAGGACGCCAUGAGCAAGCGAGCCCGCUUCUCCAAGUACGAGGAGUAUAUCCGCAAGCUCAAGGCCGGUGAGCAGCUCUCCUGGCCCAUCCACCCAGCCAAGUCUGAGGAGCUGAGCUCCAAGCUGGGCAAGGAGGCUUCAUCAGUGCUGACGCAGCCCAUCCGAGCACUGCCGGGGCCUGAUGCCACCCUGCUAACAGAGACCAAAGCCACCAUACUGCCCUUGCCCUCUCCGAGCAGCUCCCAGAUGCAAGGCCUGAUGUCGCGGGCCUCCAAGUACGACUUCUUCAUCCAGAAGCUGAAGACGGGUGAGAGCAUCAGGCCGCAGAACGGCAACACCUACAAGAAGGCCUCCAAGUAUGACCUGGAGAACGUGAAGUACUUGCAUCUCUUUAAGCCCGGCGAGGGCAGCCCAGAUAUGGGAGGGGCCAUUGCCUUUAAGACAGGCAAGGUGGGCCGGCCUUCCAAGUAUGAUGUGAGGAACAUCCAGAAGCUCACUCCAGUCAAGGCUCCAACACCCAGCCUGGCCCCCAACCCUCUCUCCAGUACCCCCAGCAGUGCUCCAGUGGCUGGGCCCGAGCAGCCCGUCUCCUUGCCGUUCAACACCCCUGAGUACCUGAAGUCGACCUUCUCCAAGACGGACUCCAUCACGACCGGGACGGUCUCUACGGUCAAGAACGGAUUACCCACUGACAAACCAGCUGUCACCGAAGAUGUAAAUAUUUACCAGAAAUAUAUUGCCAGGUUCUCUGGGAGUCAGCACUGCGGACACAUACACUGUGCGUACCAGUACCGGGAACAUUACCACUGCCUCGAUCCGGAGUGCAACUAUCAGAGAUUCACUAGUAAACAGGAUGUGAUUCGGCAUUACAACAUGCACAAGAAACGUGAUAACUCCCUCCAGCACGGCUUCAUGCGCUUCAGCCCCUUGGAUGACUGCAGCGUAUACUACCAUGGCUGUCACCUGAAUGGGAAAAGCACACACUACCACUGCAUGCAGGUGGGCUGUAACAAGGUCUAUACCAGCACCUCUGAUGUGAUGACCCACGAAAAUUUCCACAAGAAGAACACACAGCUGAUCAACGAUGGGUUCCAGCGGUUCCGAGCCACAGAAGACUGUGGCACUGUGGACUGUCAGUUCUAUGGGCAGAAAACCACUCACUUCCACUGCAGGCGACCCGGGUGUACGUUCACUUUCAAGAACAAGUGCGACAUCGAGAAGCACAAGAGCUACCACAUCAAGGACGACGCCUACGCCAAGGACGGCUUCAAGAAGUUCUACAAGUAUGAGGAGUGCAAGUACGAGGGCUGUGUCUACAGCAAGGCCACCAACCACUUCCACUGUAUUCGGGCGGGCUGUGGCUUCACCUUUACCUCCACCAGCCAGAUGACCUCUCACAAGCGCAAGCACGAACGCCGGCACAUCCGCAGCUCGGGGGUGUUGGGCCUCCCCACCUCCCUCUUGGGAGCCAAGGAUAAUGAGCAGGAGGAGUCCAGCAACGAUGACCUCAUUGACUUCUCCGCCAUGAGCUCUAAGAACUCCAGCCUGAGUGCCUCCCCUACCAGUCAGCAGUCUUCCGUCUCCCUCAUCAUCCCGGCUGCGCCUUCUUCCGCUGCUGAGCUUGCCUCCUCUCAGGCCUGCAAGCCCACCAACAGCAUGCCACCGGCCACCAAGAUCUCCGGCCUGCUCUCCCAGGCCCUCCCCAGCAAUAUACCUUUGGCCCUGGCGCUCGCCAACUCAGCACUUCCCGGAACGGCCAGCUCCUACUUCCCCAUCAUCCCCAGUCGGGUCUCCACGCCACAUCCCACCAGCUCAGCCAAUCUAAUGACUGCUGGUUCCUCCAGCACCAAUCCAACAUCCUCUACUGCUGCCAAUUCCCCCUCCCAAGCCGUCUCAGGGUCCAGUGAGCCGACAGCCACCUCUUCCCCAGGUCCAGCAGCAUCCAUUAUGGAGAGGAUCUCCGCCAGCAAAGGAUUGAUCUCACCCAUGAUGGCCAGGCUGGCAGCGGCGGCCCUCAAGCCAUCUAUGGCGCUCGAAGCAGGGAAUGGGCAACUGAUGACUCCCGGCCGGUUCAAUCCAGUUCAAAUGAAGCAGGAGCCCGUGGAGAGUGUGGUGUCCUCAUCCCCGGUGACCCAGGAUUCCUUGCAGGAGCACAGCCUGGAUCUGAGCGUGAAAGAUCACGGUAAUGAAUCAAAUGGCCACACAGUCUCAGCAAAUUCAUCUCUUUUAUCCUCGCUUAUGAAUAAGAUGAACCAGUCCAAUGCCAGCCUUGGCAGCCUGCCAAGCUUGAAGACAGAAGGAGAUGGCAACCAGGCAGGGGCUGGUGAGCCAAUGCAAUACCUGGGCAAAGCAGUGAAGGCGCUUGUUCAGGAGAAGCUCUCUGAGCCCUGGAAGAUGUACUUGCGCAGGUUUGGUACCAAGGAUUUCUGUGAUGCCCACUGCGACUUCCUCCAUAAAAUGCAUUUCCACUGCGUGGUGGAGGAAUGUGGUGCCCUCUUCAGCACCUUGGAUGGGGCCAUCAAACAUGCCAAUUUUCACUUCCGAACAGAGGGUGGAGCUGUGAAAGGAAACUCUGAGUCUCCCUUCCCAAGUGCUGCAGAGACCAAGACUUCCUUGGCCCCCUCAUCGCCAUCCACUACUUCCAUCACUAUGGCAAGCGCUCCCACCCUGGAUGUGCCCACUCCGAGCCCAGCGACCGUGCCCUCUGCCCCCACAUUGCUAGCUUGGAAGCAGCUGGCUUCCACCAUACCCCAGAUGCCUCAGAUCCCAGCACUGGUGCCUAACCUGGCAACUUCACCCUUGGCAACAACUUCCCUAGAGAACGCUAAGCCUCAGGUCAAACCCGGAUUCCUUCAGUUCCAGGAGAAUGACCCCUGUCUGGCGACGGACUGCAAGUAUGCCAACAAGUUCCACUUCCAUUGUCUCUUCGGGAACUGCAAGUACGUGUGCAAAACCUCUGGCAAAGCAGAGUCCCACUGCCUGGACCACAUCAACCCCAACAACAACCUGGUGAAUGUGCGAGACCAGUUUGCUUACUACUCACUGCAGUGUCUCUGUCCAAACCAGCACUGUGAAUUCAGGAUGCGGGGACAUUACCAUUGUCUUCGGCCUGGCUGCUACUUUGUGACCAACAUCACCACCAAACUGCCCUGGCAUGUGAAGAAACAUGAGAAGGCAGAGCGAAGAGCAGCCAAUGGUUUCAAGUACUUCACCAAACGGGAAGAGUGCGGCAGGCUAGGUUGCAAGUAUAACCAGGUGAACAGCCAUUUCCACUGCAUUCGAGAGGGCUGCCAGUUUUCCUUCCUGCUCAAGCACCAAAUGACAUCCCAUGCCAGGAAGCACAUGAGGAGGAUGCUGGGGAAAAACUUUGACCGAGUUCCCACGCAGGUUAUUGGCCACACUUCAAGAAAUGAAAAUCUCCCCCACGUUGGCAGCAUGGCACCCAGCCCAGCUUCAUCAGGAACCCCAGCUUCCUUUCAGGGACCCCAAAGCAUGAUGGACACCGAAACAGAUGAGUACAUGGAUUACACUGGCUGUAGCCCUGGAGGCAUCUCCUCUGAAUCCUCCAAUAUGGACCGCAGCUGCUCCAGCACUCCAGUGGGCAACGAAAGCACAUCAGCAGGCUGCCUGGUUCCUCCUCCUACUGCUGCUGCUGCCGAUGACGCUACCCACAAUGCACCACAACCUCCACCGCCUCCUCUGCCUCCAUCUUUCUCACAAGCCUUGCUCAGGUCUCCUCUCCCCUCCCUCCCCUACCUCUUCUCUCCAUCUUGUCUCUCAUACUCUCUGCUCAGUGCCACUCUUGGAUCCAGCAGGGGCAUUGUCAUGCCUGCCACCAGCACACCUGGUUUCUCGCCCAUCAUUGCCACUCCAACUCCAGUAAAAAGUGAUGUUCCCCUAGUUCAGGAUGCAGCAGGGAACACCAUCACCAUGCCAACUGCCUCAGGGGCCAAAAAGCGCUUCUGGAUCAUCGAGGAUAUGUCUCCGUUUGGCAAGCGCCGCAAGACAGCCUCCUCGCGCAAGAUGCUGGAUGAGGGGAUGAUGCUGGAGGGUUUCCGGCGCUACGAUCUCUACGAGGACUGCAAGGACACCAACUGCCAGUUCUCCCUCAAGGUCACCCACUACCACUGCACCCGGGAGAACUGUGGCUACAAGUUCUGCGGCCGCACCCACAUGUACAAGCACGCCCAGCACCACGACCGUGUCGACAACCUGGUGCUGGAUGACUUCAAGCGCUUCAAGUCCUCACUGAGCUGCAACUUCCCUGACUGCCAGUUCUCUGGCAACAGCACGCACUUCCACUGUCUGCGCUGUGGCUUCCGCUGCACCGACAGCACCAAGGUGACCGCCCACCGCAAGCACCAUGGCAAGCAGGACGUCAUCAGUGCUGCCGGCUUCUGCCAGUUCAGCUCCAGUGUGGACUGCGAGGUGCCCGAUUGCAAAUACAAACUCAAGUGCUCCCACUUCCACUGCACCUACCCUGGCUGCAAACACACUGUGGUGGGCAUGUCACAGAUGGACUCACACAAGCGCAAGCAUGAGAAACAGGAGCGGGGGGAGCUGCCAGCCAUCUCUCCUGGCCCCGAGGGUCUCCAUCACUCCACCCUGGACUACGACGUCCAGAACUCUUCCGUCAACCUGGACAGCUCCCUCAACCUCAGCACUGAUGCCAACAGCUCCCUCUUCUUCCUGCAGAACGCAGUUGGUGUGGGCCUCAAUGACUCCUUGGACCUCAGCAAGAAGCUACCGGAGGCUGCUGCUGGCCCAUCACCCAGCAGAGCAGGGACAAGCCCUCACGAGAGUGGGGUGAUGGUAUCCAACUCCGGCGAUGUGGAGGACGAAGAUGACUCAUCCCAAGAUGAGGACGAGGAGGAGGAGGAGAUAAAUGAGGAAGAGGAUGAUGAUGACGAAGAUGACGACGAUGAUGACGACGACGAAGACGAGGAGGAAGACCUGAAUACAGACUCUGAAGAGUCACUCCCCGACCCUGAGGGCCUGGCCACUAAAGAGGAUGGGGAAACAGGGGAGGCCUCCACUUCCAUAGACCACGGCGAUGCUUCCAGGCCUCUGGGCGAGCCAAAACCAGACCUCACGUCAGCCCCCACCCUUGCCCUGACCCCAACCCACACCCUCGCACCGGCAGCUUCUCCUUAACCUUAGAGACAACAGCAGGUUUGGUUUUGCUCUUAAAUGAAAUUACUAAGAGGACC